CAUUGAUAACCAUCUCAGCGUCAGGCUCGCUUCCACACUCUCUGAUAACUCGAGCAGAUUCUCCCUCUGAGCAUUCGGACCGACCCACCAUAGAACCUCGAGCGUGAUCGAAGAUGAGAGUUGCUCGUGUCAUCAUGUCGUCGCGAGUCGCUCGGGACUUCUUCUGAGCCACGAACUCACCAGGUACAUGGCACUCUCCGGAAUCUUCCCUCUGGAUUCCAUUCCUGUUCUCUCGCUUCUGAAAUCGACUGCGUGCUCUCGCUGUGAUCUUCUCCCGUGAAUAUGCCGGCGGUGAGCCCUUGAUCCAGCUAAAGGACGGUGCAUCGAGCUGGCAUUCGAUGCUUUUCCACCGGUGUCUGCCCCACGGCGGUCGACGUGGAAGUCGGUGCUCUUGGUCGCAACAUGCACCCUUGCGAUGAUCACGAAUCUUGCCUCCUCCUCUGCCGUGUCUUCGUUCCUCCCGGUCAUCGCGCGAGAUCUCCACAUACCCGAAAGCCAGCUCCAAUGGCUGGUCUCCGCGUUCUCUCUGUCCUCUGGCUGCCUCCUGCUUCUACUCGGUCGACUUGCCGAUCUCUGGGGCCGGAAGCGAUUCUUCGUCAUUGGCACCUCCUGGCUCGCCGUAUUCUCACUUGGAUGUGGCUUUGCGCGGGAUUCGACGACGCUCUACAUUCUCCGGGGUCUGCAGGGCAUCGGCCCCGCGGCCUUCCUUCCCGCCUGCGUGGGCAUCCUGGCACAUGCUUUUCCCGAAUCAGGUGCACGCAACAUUGCCUUUGCUACUUUCUCGGCUGGGGCGCCUAUGAGUGGCGCUGUCGGAACGCAGAUCAGCGCGUUGCUCGCCCAGAAGACACCCGCAUCUUGGCGCGCUCCGUUCUAUUUUCUCGCCGGGCUUUCCGCUCUUUGUGCUCUAGGCGGACUGCUCGCUAUCGACGACGACGUCCCGAGUCUAGAAAUGGAUAAACGGGUAGACUGGAUCGGCGCGUUUCUAGUGACGACGGGGCUCGUACUCUUGUUGUUCGUCCUCGGGCAAGGUCAGCUCGCGUCACAGGGCUGGAAGACUCCAUACAUCCUCGCACUUCUAUUUGUCGGGCUCUUGGCCAUUGGUCUCUUUCUCGCAUGGCAGCACUAUCUAGAGCAGAACUCCGAGCGGAGCACACGUCUGCCUCCGCCGUUGAUGAAGCUCUCGUUGUGGUCCCGCGCGAACGGCAAAUUCGCUGUUAUGCAAGUCAUCGCGUUUUUUGAAUGGGCCGGAUUCUUGACGUGGUUCUUCUGGUCCCAGGUCUAUUACGAAGACUACGUGAAGCUCACUCCGAUCUUGACUGCACUGCGAAUGUUGCCGAUGAGCAUCGCUGGAUUCCUGUGCAAUUUUUUCGUGGUGUUUCUCGUCAGCCGGGUCGAUCUGGUCUACCUCGUCGUCUUCGGCACGACGUUCACUGGAAUCGCAGGCUUACUGAUGGCGCUAAUCCAUCCGGGCGCACCGUACUGGACCUACGGCUUCCCAUCGCCAAUCGUCUCUGUGUUCGGCGGUGACUUCGUCUUCGCUGCGGGGACCCUGUUCAUCGCCAAGAUAUCGCUCCCGCACGAACAGAGCCUGUCCGGCGGGAUCUUCCAGACACUGAUGCAGCUGGGAACCGCAUUUGGACUGGCGAUAUCGACCAUUGUGCUGACAUCUGUGAGUGGGGGCCGAAGCGCGGGAAUGGGCGCCCCGCUUGAAGCAUAUCACGCGGCACAAUGGACCGCUUUCGGCAUGGCAAUAGGGUGCUCCGUGUUGGCCAUCGUCUUUCUGCGGGGAGUGAAACCUGUUGGCAUUCCGGCUGAAGCUGAUGUACCUGAGGAAUCAAGCGUCGAUGAGUCGGUGAAGUCGUAGCUUUGUCUUACAGAACAUAGCCACUGGUGUUGAUUGAUACGUGAAAUGAUUGACUGCUGCCCUUGACUGUCCAUACUGAA
Molecule: messenger RNA, 1944 nt
Organism: Mycena citricolor
Lineage: Eukaryota; Fungi; Basidiomycota; Agaricomycetes; Agaricales; Mycenaceae
Source: the annotation of a GenBank genome assembly